This is a messenger RNA of Marchantia polymorpha subsp. ruderalis, 3451 nucleotides long. NCBI's taxonomy places the organism in Eukaryota, Viridiplantae, Streptophyta, Marchantiopsida, Marchantiales, Marchantiaceae. The record is from the annotation of a GenBank genome assembly.
AGUCUGCGCUGGCAGUUUUACUCAGUGGGACGGAAAGUACUCUGAAGGAGGCGGAGGUUUACGACGUAGAGAAAUUAGUCAAAGUAUCGAAUGGGCUUAAGGAAGGAGUGACGGGGAAGGGGAUCUCGCCAUGUGGGGGAAGAAAAGCAAUUGAGUACAGCGGUGUACUGUGUUGGGGAGGGGAGGUGAUAGAAAACAGGGUUGUUUGCUCGUCGAGUUCUAGGUGGUGGUGGGGUUAAGCACACAGGCCCCGUCCCGCACUCUUCUGCCUUCGCGCACGCUCUUGAGCGAUCAGGGGUAUGUAGUCGGAGUGGGAGCUUUUGAAUCGGAGCGAGACGAAGAAUUGGUGCUGUCAUGGAGGCAAGCGAGGUGGGGAGCAGCGCGGCUGGCGCUAGCUUGUCCCAACAACAGCAGCAACUGCAGCAGGAUGAAGUGCGGUCACUUUCUUCGUCGCCCGUCGCCGGGCAGGCAAAUGACGCUGCUCGGCUUUUCCAAGCGCAGCGCUACACGGAGUGUCUAGCCAUAUUGCAACAGCUACUUCAGAAGAAAGAAGACGAUCCGAAGGUGCUGCACAACAUUGCGGUCGUUGAGUAUUAUCGAGAUGGGUGCACAGAUCCCCAAAAGCUACUCGAUGUCCUGGCCAAAGUCAAGGGCAGGAGUGAAGAGCUCGCAAGGGCUGCCGAAGAGCAGCUAGAAGGGCUGGGUACCCCAUCCGCAAGCAUUUCUGUUGCGGCACGGGCUAAUGCUUCAGCCUCUGCGACUGCUACGCAAGUACAGACACCCACUGCUACUGUUGUAGGGAUGGGAGGGGAUGGUGUAACUUACACAGAAGACUAUGAUACUUCUAUUCCCACGCUGAAUACUGCAGUUAUCUUGUACCAUUUGCAACAGUAUGCCGCAGCUUUGGCAGUUUUGGAACCUUUGUACUUGAACAUUGAACCAAUUGACGAGGCAGCCGCUUUACGGGUCUGCCUUUUGAUGCUGGAUAUCACACUCGAAUCAGGCCAACCUGGCAAAGCAGCUGCUGCCUUGCAAACCAUGGAGAAGACGUUCGGGUAUUCUCUCUCUCCAGCAGAAGGGGGAGCCUCUACUCAGUCACAGCCUUUGCCACAAACGCAAUUGUUGAAUACUGUCGGAACAGGUCUGAGCAUGAGCUAUAGCAACAGUGCCCUGUCUUCUGGGGCAUUGUCUUCUCUAGUGACGAGUCAAAUUGGAGAAUUGGGCUUGACUCGCACUUCUUCGGAAGAAGUUCUUGACGAAGAAGCGUUGAGUUUGAGUUUGGAUGUCGAGGCCUCACAAGGGAUUCGAUCGUCAUCUCCUGUCCCGAUGUCUAGCGGAAUAUCAGUGCCGAACGUGGAGAAAGUACUUCCUGCACCCGUUAUGGAUUUGAAGUUGAUGUUGCAUCUGUACAAAGUUCGGCUAUUAUUGCUUACGCGCAAUUUGAAGGCAACGAAAAGGGAGGUGAAAUUUGCGCUGAACUUGUCACGAGAUCACUUGACUGCUUUGCUCCUCAAGGCUCAGCUUGAGUACUCUAGAGCAAAUUAUAGAAAAGCUAUCAAGAUUUUGACUACCUGCAGCAGUCGAGUGGAGGCCGGUCGGACAGCUCUGUUCUUAUCUAACUUGGGCUGUAUCCAUCAUCAACUCGGAAAGGACCAGACAGCAGCGGUCUAUUUCCGAAAGGCCUUAGUGGCAAACGCAGCAACCAUAAAGGAGUCUCCAUUGAAGCUGAACACUUUUUCACAAGACAAGUCUCUUGCCAUUCUUUACAAUGCUGGCCUUCAGCAACUGAUUUGCGGGAAUCCUCUGUUGGCUGCUUGUUGCUUCCAAGAAGCCGCUUCCUUGUAUUACAAUCAACCGUUAUUGUGGCUUCGUCUCGCAGAGUGCUGUAUUUUAGCACUUGAGAAGGGUCUUCUGGAACCUAAUGUCGAGGGUGUCAUUGGCAAGAGAGAUGACAUAAAGGUUUCUGUCAUAGGAGAAGGAAAGUGGAGACGCGUAGUUUUGCCAGCGGGGAGUUUGACUCCAACAGCAAGUACGAAAGGGUUGCAGCUCGAGCCAGGCAGAUCCGAGGAGGAAGGAAAUUCGGAGCAAACGUCCCCAAAUGUAGAAAGGUCUUUAUUGCCAGGUAGACAGCACAAACUCUCGAUGCUCUACGCCAGGCAGUGCUUACAAAUGGCCCUUCAUCUUUUGGAUAAACGUGAUGCAAAAGCAGCCGAAAUCGCGGCUGCAGUAGCCGCAGAAGCUUCUGAGAUCAAAGAAGGGGAAGACACGACAAGCGCCCAGGGUCAAAAGAAUGGAAUAUGUGACAAGAAGGGUAAUGCGAACAAUGGUCCUAGUGGAACAGGUUCUCAAGUUAGUCCCAGUGGUGAUGGAAAGGAGAGCAAGGGAACGAGCGGAACGAGUGGCACAAUAACAGCAGCCAUUGCCGCAUAUGAAGAGGAGAAAAAGAAAGAGCAGAUAUUGAUCCGUCAGAGUGUUUUGACGGAUCUAGCGUACGUGGAGCUGUGCCUUCAGAACCCUCUUCAAGCUCUCAAAGCUACCACUACCCUACUCUCUCAACCAGACUGUUCUCAGAUGUGCACAUUCCUGGGGCGGAUGUAUGCGGCUGAGGCUUUGUGUCUGCUUGACCGGCCAAGAGAAGCCGCAGACCACCUUUCUGUUUGUCUAGUAGAAAGUUCAGGAGUUGACCAAAGUUCAGUCGGUGGUGAAGACGAUGGGCCGAAGUGGAAGAGUGGUGAUAACAGUGAGGCUAGCGGCGAUGGUGACGAUGCUGUGAGUAUCAGUCCAUAUGCUGUAGUGAGUGGAGCCUUACCCGAUUCAUUGAAUGUUUCUAAAAUGACCGGUUCUCGUGCGCGAGCAUCUUUGUACGUGAAUUUGGCAGCUGUUCAAGUGAUGCAGGGAGACCUGUCACAGGCCCAGCAGUGGGCGUCACAAGCUGUUGCACUUGCUCCUGCAAAUCCGUUAGCUAUCUUAGCUGUAGUAUAUGUAGAACUCCUGAGAGGCCAGAGAGAGGAGGCGCUGAGCAUGUUGAAACAUUGCCGCCAUCUAUGUGUAGUCAGUCCGAAUAAAGUGCUUUGGCAGAGGGAUUAAGCGAGUAUGUUUUAACUUGCUUUCAUAGUGCACUUGUAAAGAGAACACUUUGAAUCAGAAGUCUCUUAGGUUGUAACAUAGAUGAAAGAAAAGUCAGUAGAGGUGAAAAGAAUAAGAGUUACCCUUUUCUAGAUGGUUCCUGACAAGUCAGUGCCAUUGUAUUUUGAGGUUAGUUCACAGCAGUCUUCAUGUAGGCUGAGUUGGGGUAGUCAAUUCACGAUGUCAGGAAACUUUCAAAAGUCAAAGAUAUUUUUUUGUCUGGUUAGGCACAUUGAAGAACAAAGUAUCAAUUCGCUGGAUGACUCGAGAAUGUCGGACACUUUUACGAAUCUGCUCUUAUCUUUGAAUCGUAUUUAGAUUUGUG